This is a messenger RNA of Cercospora beticola, 1560 nucleotides long. RefSeq lists its product as uncharacterized. The record is from RefSeq and is a predicted model, not a curated record. NCBI's taxonomy places the organism in Eukaryota, Fungi, Ascomycota, Dothideomycetes, Mycosphaerellales, Mycosphaerellaceae.
CGAGUGCAACUACUUCAACCUCGGCGUUUUCGUAUACGUACUUCUGCUAACGACACUGUCUUAGGAACGGCCCAUGCGAGGAUCGUCCAAUGCGAGGGACGAGAUGUGCGAGUUCUUGUCAGUUGCGUCACAUGGUAAUUUGUCGAUGUUGGGUAACGCGUCCGUCUCCACGAGCACGUAACAUGGCUAUCGUGCCAUCGGCCCACGCCAGCCAGACCCUCACAACGGAGAGUCAAGAAUUUGCCGAGCAGAUGGCGUAGAUCUAUCCCUGGGGCACAAGUGACUAGGAAUGAGGACUUAUAAGGCUCGCAGUCUACCUUCAACGUAACCUCCUUCGUCAGUAUCUCAGUUGCCACCCCGCCGCCCCCUUUUACCAAACAUAAUCAAGAGCCUGCUGGCAGGACUCCCAUUUACUUCUUCUUCAACAACCUUCGAUUCCAUCAACAUUCAGCCAUGCGUUCCAUUCAUUUCGCUGGAUUCGUGGCUCUUGCCUCUGCUGUCCCUCUCCCACAGAGCAGUGGCGGAGAUCUGGCCUCUUUGGCAUCCAGCCAAGGCGCUCCGGGCAGCGCCCAAGGCCAGCAGUCUGGCCAGAGCACCGAUUCUGCCUCCGGUAGCGCAGACGGACAAGCAUCCACGGCUUCUUCUGGUCUCGACCUGAGCAGUCUCCUGCAAGGUCUUGGUUCCAGCAGCCAGGGCGCCUCGACCUCUUCUUCGGGCUCUUCAGGCAUCGAUCUGAGCAGACUCCUGCAAGGCCUUGGCUCUGGAAGCCAAGGCAGCAACGGAGCCACUACCCAAGGAGCCAGCUCAGGUGCUGGCCAAGCCAGCGGCCUUGGAGGACUUCUCUCUGGUCUCCAAGCUGGCAAUGGAGCCGCCGCUCAGGCUUCCUCAAGUGGCUCAUCUGGCACGUCGAGCGGAUCUGGAGGUAUCGACCUGAGCGCACUCCUACAGAGUCUUGGAGCAAGCGGCCAGAGCGCGCAGCAGGGAUCUUUGACUUCCUCUUCAAGCAGCGGCCGGCCUGCAGGCCUUCUGUCCGGCCUUUUGGGCGGAAGCGCAAGCUCUGGUUCAUCUUCCGGCUCUGCUUCGCUUCAGAGCCUCCUGCAGGGCCUCGGCUCCAGCGCCCAGGGCGCAAGCGGGCUUGGCCAGACGCAGACAGACAAUGCGAGCAAGGACACCACUGCUGGAGGACAAGCGGCUGAUGCAGGGAAGACUUCAGACAUCGCGGACGCUCAACAGCCCGCAGAGGCUGCCCCAGCGGGUCAAACGGACACAAAGCAGCAGUAAAUGGAGACGGGACUUCAUCACGCAGGCGUGGUGAGGUGUGCGAGUUAUACCUCUUGUUUAUGAAAGUGGGCGGGGACGGCGAGGGUGGGAAUGUCCUGAUAGUUUCGUGGCCUAAACGAGAGUAGAGGGAUAUUCACAACUGUUACCUAAGUUCCCUCAGUCCUUGAAAUCGUGUCGUGAUGUCUCCUUGUCAGCUAGGGAUAGGGUAUACAUGCAGUGUUAGUAGGUGAAAUAGCAGAAGCAGGUUGAUACACGUCCAAACAAGCUUUUGUGCAGACA